AUGUGGGCUUAUGUGACCAUAUUUGCAUUGAUCAAUGUUGACACGAACAAGGUUAGCAAUAACCUUAACCACCAGAAUUAUGGUAGAGAAAGGGAGCAUGAAGGAGAUGCUAAUAAUGGGGAUGCAGUUGGUAGCAAUGCCAGAAAUGCUAAUGGUUGUACUUACAAGGAAUUCUUGGCAUGUAAGCCAAGGGAUUUCGAUGGCAAAGGGGGCGYAUUGGUACUCACGAGAUGGGUAGAGAAGAUGGAAGCAGUGAUGGAUAUCAGCAAUUGUGUAGAUAACCAGAAGGUCAAGUAUGCAGCAAGCUCUUUAAUUAACAAAGCUCUGACAUGGUGGAACACACAGAUUCAAGCUAGGUGGAGAACCGCUGCAAUAGGCAUGUCCUGGGAGGACUUUAAAGCAUUGCUAGUGGAGGAGUUCUGCCCAAAGAAUGAAAUGCAGAAAAUAGAAAAUGAGUUUUGGAACCACACCAUGGUGGGAGCUAACCAUGCCGCGUACACCGAUCGAUUUCAUGAGUUAGCCAAACUAGUCCCACAUUUGGUUACCCCCGAGUCCAAACGGAUUGCUCGGUAUAUUUCUGGGUUAGUUCCUCAAAUUCGUGGAAUGGUUACUGCAACUGAGCCACCAACCAUUCAAAGUGCUAUCUUAAAGGCGGGGGCACUAACAGAUGAGAUGGUUAGAAAUGGAUCUUUGACUAAGAGUAAUGAGAAGAGGAAAGAUGGAGGUGAGUCAAGUAAACAAGGGAACACCAGGACCGAUAACAAGAGGAAUAAAGUGGUAAAAGGGUUCGUGGCAACCAACCCUGUCAGGAAGGAGUAUACAGGUCCUGCCCCAAAAUGUGCCAGGUGCAAUUACCAUCAUUAUCCUAAUACGCCAUGUCGUUCCUGUACAACAUGCAAUAGGUUGGGGCACUAUGCAAAGGAUUGUCAGGUAGGGGCCGGGUUGGUGACUCCGGUAAAUGCAAUAAACCGACAGUUACUCGUGGGGCGUGUUUCGAAUACAGUGGUACCGAUCACUAUCGAUCGACGUGCCCUAGGCUGA
Molecule: messenger RNA, 1041 nt
Organism: Cynara cardunculus var. scolymus (artichoke)
Lineage: Eukaryota; Viridiplantae; Streptophyta; Magnoliopsida; Asterales; Asteraceae
Exons: 2
Coding region: 1-1041 (346 amino acids)
Molecular function (GO): nucleic acid binding; zinc ion binding
Source: RefSeq, a predicted model, not a curated record